AUGUCCAAAUAUCCUCCAAACCAAGAACUUCCCCCAUUGGGAGCUUUAUGCCUCGAUUACACUGAAGAUAUCCACAGACCUCCUGGAGAUCCUUUGAACCCAGAUUCUUUCGAGUUCCCAUUAGUCCACGCAUUUGUUAAGGAUGCUACUGUUACCAAUGUUGUUUUCAGUGGUGUAUAUGAUGACGAAUUCAUUGCCAAGUUUGUAGAAGGGUGCAAUGAGCUUGAAAGAAAAGGAGCCAUUGGGGUGAUCACCUCAUGUGGGUUCCUUGCUCAACUUCAAAGUAGAAUUUCUGGAUUGAUCAAUAUUCCAAUUGCCUCUUCCAGUUUAUUGCAAAUUCCUUCUGUCAUGGCCCUCUUGCCUCCACAAAAAAAAUUGGCCAUCCUCACGUUUGAUAAAGACAAUCUCGGAAAAGCCCAAUUCGAUGGGGUGGGAAUUCCUGAAGAAUACCAAAAGAGACUCGUGGUAUAUGGUGCUAAAGCCGGUAAACCAUUGAAGAACAUCAUCAUUGAAGGUUCAGGUUAUGUUGCUGAAGAUUUUGAAGCGGAAAUGGUCGAAUUGGCCCAAGAAGCAUUGGCCGAUACUCCAUCUGUCGGAGCAUUUGUGUUGGAAUGUACCCAGAUGCCACCAACUGCCAAGGCAAUUCAAAAGGCCACCGGUUUGCCAGUUUACAAUGUCGUCACCAUGAUUGACUGGUUCUAUAGUGGGUUGGUUCCAAAGACUUUCCCUGAAGAUCCAAACAAGGAAGAAGGGUACAAAACCAAGAAGAGAAGUGCCAAAGAAAAAGGUCCAGGUAAUUAA
Messenger RNA from Saccharomycopsis crataegensis, 801 nucleotides. RefSeq lists its product as uncharacterized. The coding region runs from base 1 to 801 and encodes 266 amino acids. The record is from RefSeq and is a predicted model, not a curated record. Lineage: Eukaryota; Fungi; Ascomycota; Saccharomycetes; Ascoideales; Saccharomycopsidaceae. The transcript has a single exon.